UCCGCUCUUGUUUAUUUCCCCAUUGGCUUUAGGGAGCGCAGAGCAAACAGCCCGACCAUGCUCAAGUCAUCAGACCGUUUAUGAUGAGCUAGCCCGACAAUACCUCACGUAUAUGUUUGGUUGAUCGUUUUAAAAGUGUAUUGCAGAGCAAAAAAGAUUUCGACUUUCCGUGUUUAAGGUAAUUAAUGACACAAAGUCCCAACUAGCUCCUGAAAGGAGGCAGCUGCGCCGACUCGCUGUUCCACGUUGAGCACAUCUGGUUUCAGACAAAAUGUCUAAAGGUGAACCAGAAGAGAUGAUCGAAAUUGAGAUUGAUGGACAGGAUAAACAGACAUGCCUUGAAGAAGGUGUGGAAGAACAAACAAUCACUGCAUCAGAUUUAGUUCAACAAGACAUUGAUAUUAAUGAACCUAUUGGUAACUUGAAGAAGCUUCUAGAGCCUCGUGUCCAGAUUUCUCUUGAUGCAUAUGAAAUCUGUUUGCAGGAUAUUCAGCUGCAUCCUGAUCACAGCCUGUUUGAUCAAGGAGUUAAAACUGACGGGACAGUGCAGCUGAGUCUCCAGAUUAUAGCUAAACCAGGGGAAGAAAAACUGAACAUUUUGGAGAUUGUAAAGCCAGUCGAAACAGUAGAAGUGGUGAUAGACCCUGAUGCAGCAGGGGAGGAAGGGACUUUGGUGGAGGAAGGACAGCUCAUUGCGGUGGAGCGAUCUGCUCUCUCUGAUGAAACUUCAGAGCAGGUUACUCGCUGGGCUGCAGCACUUGAAGGCUACCGAAAAGAACAGGUUCGCCUUGGUAUACCAUAUGACCCGGUCCUAUGGACAGCAGACCAGGUGAUCCACUGGGCUGUAUGGGUAAUGAAGGAGUUUAAUAUUGAUGAGAUGGAGAUUGGCAGCAUCCAUAUUCCUGGUCGCGAGCUCUGUGCUUUCAGCCAAGAGGAGUUCCUCCAGAAAGUGCCCAAUGGAGAGAUCCUAUGGAGUCACCUUGAGCUCUUACGAAAAUAUGUGUUGGCCAGUCAAGACCCAAGUGGGAGUGAUGCUACAGUCACAAUUGACCAACCUGUCCAAAUAAUACCAGCUCAAGUCAGCACCCCCACUACAAUUAAGGUGUUAAAGCCUAAUCGUGGCCCAAGAACACCUCGUAUUUCUGGAGAAGAACGCAGCUCUCCUGGCAAUCGUACAGGUAACAAUGGUCAGAUUCAGUUGUGGCAGUUUUUGCUGGAGUUGCUGACAGACAAAGAUGCCAGAGACUGCAUCUCCUGGGUCGGUGAUGAAGGAGAAUUCAAACUGAACCAGCCUGAGCUUGUGGCACAGAAAUGGGGACAGCGCAAGAACAAGCCCACUAUGAAUUAUGAGAAGCUGAGCCGAGCGCUGAGGUAUUAUUAUGACGGUGACAUGAUCAGCAAGGUGCAAGGAAAGCGUUUUGUGUACAAGUUUGUGUGUGACCUAAGGACUCUGAUUGGGUACAGUGCUGCUGAGCUCAACACCCUUGUGACAGAGUGUGAGCAGAAGAAACUAGCUCGGAUGCAGAUACAUGGGAUCGGUCAGCCUUUAACUACAGUCACCUUGGCCACAACAACACUGGAGAAGGACAGCUAAAAGAGACCACACAGAACAAUGUGCAGCAACAUCCAAAUAGUGACUGAAAAUGUACUUUUAUAUUUUUGACCACAGAAAUGCAAAGUGGACUUGUCUUCAAAGUGGAUCAAGUGGCUCUAGUAAUUCAAACUGGCCAGAUUUUUUUAGCUUUCUGUUAUGCAAAUCAAGAAAUGUUAGGAGGUCAGUUUGUGAGUUGUAAAGUCUUUGUGUGCAUGUGACUUGAUGCCUGAAUGUAUGAAUGAGAGAAGCUUUGUUUAUGUACCCAGCUACUCGCAGUCUGUAGUUUUUCUUAUUUACAUCAAUGUAUAUACUGGUACUUAAUGUUUUUGAUAGCCACAACAGCAAGUGUAUUUUCAUAUCUUCCAUUUACAGAGGACCUGUUUUGUAUUUUAUUUAGUUAAUGUUCCCAAAAUGAUUGGACUUUUUGUCCAUUGAGGGAAUAAAGUAGAAAUCCAUAAUA
Messenger RNA from Periophthalmus magnuspinnatus, 2054 nucleotides. RefSeq names its product GA binding protein transcription factor subunit alpha (gene gabpa). Gene Ontology annotation, cellular component: nucleus. NCBI's taxonomy places the organism in Eukaryota, Metazoa, Chordata, Actinopteri, Gobiiformes, Gobiidae. The record is from RefSeq and is a predicted model, not a curated record. Bases 272 to 1594 code for a protein of 440 amino acids. The transcript has 10 exons. Gene Ontology annotation, molecular function: sequence-specific DNA binding; DNA-binding transcription factor activity, RNA polymerase II-specific. Gene Ontology annotation, biological process: regulation of transcription by RNA polymerase II; cell differentiation.